AAUAUGAAAUCCUUAAAGGAACCAAAAGAUCCAUGCACGUCGAUUAGCGAAAAUUUGAACUAUGAACUAAAAGAAUGGUCGACGCGACCCAUUUAUGAUGGCUUUAAGUGCUAUUAUACGAUAAUGGUUUAUCUCGGCAAAGGUGGUUUCGCGAAAUGUUUCUCUGCGAUGGAAUUCAAUCGAGACCAUCAACGUCAGGUCGCAUUAAAAGUUGUAGAUAAGAAACGAUUAUCGAAACAAACACAACAAGAGAAAAUACUCAAGGAAAUUUCCAUACAUAAAAAAUUAGAACAUUCGAAUAUUGUCGCAUUGUUGAAUUUUUUUGAGGAUAAAUUGAAUAUUUAUUUAGUGCUCGAAUUUUGCGCUAAUAGUACUCUUCUACAUCAGAUUCACACUUCCGAAGAUCGACAUUUGCGAAACGAUGUGGCUCGUUCGUAUUUCUCUCAGGUUAUUGAUGCUGUACUAUAUUUGCAUGAAAUAUGUUGCAUUCUUCAUCGGGAUCUCAAACCAGGAAAUAUUUUAAUCAACGAUCAUCAUCAGGUAGUGAAACUCGCUGAUUUUGGUCUCGCUAUACAAAUUGAAGAUUUACCGUUCGCUUCGAUUUGUGUUUGUGGUACUCCAAAUUAUAUAUCACCGCAGGUACUAGAACAUCAAGGCCAUUCAAAAGAAUCGGAGGCAUGGUCGCUUGGUUGUAUAUUAUAUUGCAUGCUAAUUGGUAAACCACCUUUCGAAACAGAUUCUGUCGAAGAUACGUAUUCGCGGAUUCUUAGAUGUGAUUAUGAUUUUCCUAUUGGAUGUAUUUCUGAAUCUGCUCAGGAUCUUAUUACUAAACUGCUUCAUCCGGACAUGGCACUGCGCCUAAAAAUUCCAAUGAUCAAAAUGCAUCGAUAUUUUGACACCGAACAUAGGAAUAGUAAUUAUUUGCUUUCUUUAAUAACAUCGCAGAAGGAUUCACAGGACACCUCAUCGAUUUUGGAUAAUUAUAAAUGUUUUGGAUCGUUAUGUCGUACAACAGAGGAAGUGAAUCCUAUAUCUAACGGUGGAGUACAUUCUGGCGAUUCGGGUAUUGUUUCCGAUGGGUAUUUUCCUUUAAAAACGCAAUCAAUUAAUCCGCUAAAUUUGUAUGAACUUGUAAUGGCUGGUCACUAUCAAGUAUCUAACGAUCCACCACAAACAAUUUCGGGGAUAUUAAUGGUCAGUAAAUGGGUGGAUUAUAGGAAUCGAUAUGGCUUUGGUUGCGUUCUAAGCGAUGGCUCACGUUGUGUUCUAUUCAAUAAUAAUUCUUCUAUGGUUUUUAGGCGUGAAACCGCUAACACUGGUCGAUAUUCAUUUUUUGCCAAUACUGAACAAGAUCCAUUGUGUCCAAUUGAAUGGACUACGAAUGAUGUUAUUGUAAAUUCAAAUUUAAUAGAAAAAAUGAAAAUUACAUCAUUGAUUAGCACCUUCAUGGACGCUGAACUACAAAUGAUCGUUUCAUAUCCAUUUGUGCCUUCUCAAGCAAAUCCUUUGAUUUUGCAAAAACGACGAAAUGGAAUCCUUUUAAUGAUACAUGCUCAUGGAUUUGCACAGAUCAAUUUUCUUCAUACGCAUUAUAAAUUAGUAUUGCAUCAGGAUGACUGCGGUCAGAUUAAGUUGACCAUUAUGCAUCCUAAUCGACGCCUAUUUACUUUUUCUAUGGUACCGAAUUGUCAAAUGCCUGUUUAUCAGUGCCCAGAAAGUCGUCAAGCUCAGUUAUUGGUUGAUAAAGCUAGAUUAUCACUUAUGAGUAGUUCAAUUCGUUAUCAUCUUAGUACUGAAUGCUAG
Molecule: messenger RNA, 1803 nt
Organism: Dracunculus medinensis (Guinea worm)
Lineage: Eukaryota; Metazoa; Nematoda; Chromadorea; Rhabditida; Dracunculidae
Source: the annotation of a GenBank genome assembly